AUGGUCCACUUCUUGCACCCGUUGCUGUGGCCGCGGGUCCUCGUCCUGCCCGACGCCCAGGAGGACGCGCGGGGCCGCGGCGUGGUGCAGGUGAGUGGUCGGGCCGCCUCCUCCUCCCGGCGGGCGGCCGGCCGGCCGCGACGGCUCCCGGAGCUCGCGAGCAGGCCCGGCCGGGCUCCGUGCUCGCCGCGCCCGCCGCCGCCCACCACGGCGCGGGAAUUCGAGCCGCUCCCACCCCGAGGGCCCGCGGCGUGGACCGCCGCCCGGGGGUCUCCUCAGACCGUCCCCCCCAGCUCCUCUCCUCAGAACCCCGCCCCGUGGGAGGAAGCAUCACCCUACUCUUUGGUCAACAUCUGCCUGGAUAUCUUGAUUGCUAACUUAGAGCAAUGGUGUUCUAAAAGACCUGAUGGAACAUUGUGCCUUCCAGAGCUUUGGCGUUUCCCUCACGAAAUAGCUGAUCAGUUCCUUGAGAGGAUGGCUUGGCAAGGCAAGCUGACGGACAGAACAGCAAGCAUUUUCCAGGGCAAGCGAACAAACCUGAAGCGGAUCCGUAUCCAGAGAUCCAGGCUCUCCGCAGCAGCCUUCACAAAAGCCUUCUGCCAUCACAAGCUUCUCGAAGUGGACGCCACCUCAGUGGACUCGGAGCUUCCAGCCGCAGACAUCGUCCACGCUCUCCAGAGCAGUGCCUGGAUCCAGAACAACCUGCAGUGCCUUCUGAUAGACUCAACUAGUGUCCCUCAGAACUCAAGACUGCUGGCCUUGGGUCGGUUCACUGGCAUUCGCACUUUAAACGUUGCCAACGUGUCCUUCUGGAACGAAGACCUAGCGAGCGUUUCCCAGUUACCACACCUGGAAAGCCUGGACAUCUCCAAUACUCUGGUCACUAAUAUCUCUGCACUCCUCGCCUGUAAGGACCGGCUCAGGUCUCUCACAAUGCACUAUCUGAAGUGCCUGACCAUGGCCAACCGACAAAUUCUUGCCGUCCUCAGACAACUGAAACGCCUGCUUCACCUUGAUAUUUCUGAUCACAGGCAGCUCAGAUCAGACCUGGCUUGUCUUCUGUUACAGCAGGAGGACAUCCUGCCCAGCCUUGUGUCCCUGGAUAUUUCCGGGGGCAUCGACAUCACUGAUGAAGCUGUGGAAUCCUUUCUGCAGCAGCGGCCUGAGAUUCAAUUUGUGGGGCUCUUGUCCACUGAUGCUGGUUAUUCUGAUUUCUUUGUUUCAAAGCAAGGCUUAAAGGUUGCUGGAGGAGCCAACAUGAGUCAGAUUUCUGAAGCACUGAGCCAGUACAGGAACAGGCCGUGUUUUGUGAAGGAAGCUCUCUACAGGCUCUUCACAGAGACGAUCUCCCUGAGUGCCAUCCUGCCUGCCAUUCUAAAGCUCGUGGCUAUAGGAAUGAGGAAUCACCCACAGGAUCUGCCAGUGCAGUUCACGGCCAGUGCUUGUGUCCUCAACCUCACCCGCCAGGGCCUGGCCAGGGGCAUGCCCAUCCGUCUGUUGUCGGAGGUCACCUGUCUGCUCUUCAGAGCAAUGAAAAAUUUCCCCUACUACCAACAGUUACAGAAGAAUUGCCUUCUCUCCUUAACCAGUUCCAGGAUUCUUAUGGAUGUCCCGUUUGACAGGCUUGAUGCUGCCAAGCUUGUUAUGAGGUGGCUGUGCAGACGUGAGAACCCCAAGAUGCAAACAAUGGCAGUGAGCAUCACCUCCUUCAUAGCCCUGAAGCUCUCACCCGAGGAGACUGAACAGCUUCAGGAAGAGCUCAUCAUGACAGUCAAGGAACUUGUAACAAUAGUCAGACAAAAGACGGCUGAGAAUUUAGAUGAUGUCACCUUCUUGUUUACUCUGAAAGCACUUUGGAAUCUUACAGAUGAGUGUCCAUCGGCCUGCAAGUACUUUAUUGAGAAUGAAGGAUUGGCCGUCAUCAUCCAAGUCUUAGAGACGUUCUCCGUGUCCGUGAUACAAAGCAGAGUGCUUGGCCUUUUGAACAACAUAGCUGAAGUCAGAGGGCUCUCUCCCAAGCUGGUCUCUCAAGAAGAUCUGUUGAGACAUCUCGUCAGCCUGCUCCGCAGCACCAAUAUAGAAGUGAGCUACUUUGCUGCGGGCGUGAUCGCCCAUCUGACGUGUGACAAACAGCAUUGGCUAUCCCGUGGCCUGCAGAGGAGUGAUCUUCUCCAGAACUUGCGUGUAACCAUCGAGAAUUGGCCAAGUUCACGGUGUAAGAUGUCAGCACUGGUGACCUACAGAUCUUUCAAAGCAUUUUCCCCACUCCUUGGCAACUUCUCCCAGCCAGAAGUUCAGCUCUGGGCACUAUGGGCCGUGCAUCAUGUCUGCAGUAAAAACCCUAGCAAAUACUGCCAACUGUUGGUAGAAGAAGGAGGACUGCAGCUCGUGUGUGAUAUCCAGGAGCGUGGUCAGGCCAAUGCCCAGGUGAGGCAGAUGGCGGCCUCCAUCCUAGAGGACUUCAGGAUGUACUUCACAAGCUACCAGAGACCCCCACAGCCCCAGUGCUCUUUCUGACCCAGGGGCCUUUGAGGGGUGCUGCUUAAGGACAGGGCGAAGCCUUUGGGUCAUGGAAUUUUGAAACCAGUUGUUGGUGUUUAUCAAUUGACUGUCCUUGGUGGGUUUUGUUUGUUUUUUUUUUUCUGUUACAAAAAGGCCGGGUCCUAUUCCUACAGAACGGGGAGCAAAGACUUGAGGGAGACUUGGUGUUGUUACAGUCCCUCGGUGGCUCCAGGUUAUGAUAGGAAGGUGAUCACUGCUGCAGGGAGGAACAGUUGUUACUGCUGUUUGCUUGUUUAUACCAAAUUGAGAGGUAGAAGGGGAAAAAACAAGACAGGUUUCACUAUGUAGCCUAGACUAGCCUUGAGCGCAGCAAUCCUAUUGCUUCAGUACUGGGGUUGGUUGUAAGCAUGAGCCACCACACCCUGACAGUUUUGGUUUUCUUUCCCCCUUUUCCUCCAAUUGGAGGAAUCAGACCAUUGAGUAUGUGUGAAUGUAUGGGGUUGAGGCUUGGUCCUGACUGAAGGUCUUACUAUGCUUGAAUGUGUGUGUGUGUGUGUGUGUGUGUGUGUGUGUGUGUGUGUGUGUGUGUGUCCGUGUGUGUCCCCGUCCGUGUCCGUCCGUGUCCAUGCAUGCAUGUGAGUGAGGGCCUAUAGAGGCCAGAAGAGGUUAUUGGGAUUGGAGCUGGAUGUAGGCGGAGUUUUCCUAUCCCACAAAAAUAAAAACACUGUGACUUAUUAAUUACAAAUGCUCGGCCAAUAGCUCAGACACUGACUAGCUCUUACAUUUUAAGUUAACCCAUAUUCCUUGUUUACACUCUGCCACGUUGUAGUACCCUUGUUAGCAUAGCAUGUUCAUCUCCUGCUCCCUCUGCUUGUGUUGGUGACUCCAGACUUCACCCUUCUUCCUGUCAUUCUCAGUUUUGGCUCUCCCACCUAAUUUUAUCCUGUUCAGCUAUUGGCUAGUCAGCUUCUUUAUUAACCAAUGAGAGUAAUUCAUAUUCACAGUAUACAGAAGGAUUAUUCCAAAGCAGCUGGAGUUAUAGGCAGU
Peromyscus californicus insignis is the source of this 3549-nucleotide messenger RNA. RefSeq names its product zyg-11 family member A, cell cycle regulator (gene Zyg11a). The transcript has 14 exons. The record is from RefSeq and is a predicted model, not a curated record. The coding region runs from base 1 to 2517 and encodes 838 amino acids. Gene Ontology annotation, cellular component: Cul2-RING ubiquitin ligase complex. Lineage: Eukaryota; Metazoa; Chordata; Mammalia; Rodentia; Cricetidae. Gene Ontology annotation, molecular function: protein binding.